AUGGCUGGGCUUAAUCAGAAGUCUAUCUUGGAUAUGAUUAAAGAGUUCAGAAGGAACUGGCACACUCUUUGUAACUCUGAGAGAACUACUGUGUGUGGUGCAGACUCCAUGCUCUUGGCAUUGCAGCUUUCCAUGGCAGAGAACAACAAACAGCAUAGUGGAGAGUUUACAGUCUCUCUCAGUGAUAUCAUAUUGACCUGGAAAUACUUUCUACAUGAGAAAUUAAACUUACCAGUUGAAAAUAUAAAAAUGAUUGACCAUUAUGAAGACAUCAGGAAGAUUUAUGAUGAUUUCUUAAAGAAUAGUAACAUGUUAGAUCUGAUUGAUGUUUAUAAAAAAUAUAGUGAUUUGACUUCUAAUUGUGAAAAUUAUGUGAACAUAUCUCCGAGUCGCCUGUUGGAUUUUCUGUCUGGCAGAGAGUAUGCAGUAGAUGAUGAGACUGAUUUUUCUGAACCAGCAUCACCAGUGAGUAAACACAACCAGGAAAAUGAAAAGGUACGGUUACUAGCAAAGAAAAUUAUCUACUCAUAUUUAAACCUGCUAGUGAAUUCGAAGAAUGACUUGGCUCUGGCUCAUAUUCUCAACAUUCCUGAUAGAGGACUUGGAAGAGAAGCCUUCACUGAUUUGAAACAUGCUGCUCGAGAGAAACAGAUGUCUAUCUUUUUGGUGGCCACAUCAUUUAUUAGAACAAUAGAGCUUGGAGGGAAAGGAUAUGCACCAUCACCAUCUGAUCCUUUAAGGGCACAUAUAAAAGGAUUGUCUAAUUUUAUUAAUUUCAUUGACAAAUUAGAUGAAAUUCUUGGAGAAAUAUCAAAUCCAAGCAUUGCGGGGGGUCGGAUACUCUCAGUGAUAAAGAUGCAGCUGACUAAAGGCCAGAGCAGCAGGGAUCCUUUUUAUAAAGCAGUAGAGGAAGUUGCUCAAGAUUUGGAUUUGAGGAUUAAAAGUAUUAUCAAUUCUCAACAAGGAGAUGUAGCUCUUAGUACCACUGACAUCAGUCCUGCACGGCCAAAAUCUCAUACCAUAAACCAUGGCACUGCAUACUGUGGCAGAGAUACUGUGAAAGCUUUACUAGUUCUUUUGGAUGAAGAAGCAGCCAGUGCUCCUACCAAAAACAAAGCAGAGCUUUUGUAUGAUGAUGAAAACACAAUUCAUCCUAAUGGAACUUCUGUUCUUACACUUUUUCGAUCUCCCACACAAGUGGAUAAUUCAUCGAUGAAACCCUUAAGAGAACGCAUCCAUAAGUCAAUGGAAGAGAAAAAAAUCAAGACGAAGCAAACCUUAAUUAGAUCUCAGUUUGCCUGUACUUAUAAAGAUGACUGCAUGAUAAGCAAGGAUAAAUGGAAUAAUGUUAAUUCAACAUCAAAGCCUUUGUGUGUUCUUCACAUGGAAAAUGACCUUUCUGAAGGUAUAAAUUCUUCUGUUGGAAGACCAACAAUUGGAACAAGUUCUGGAAAUGUUCAUCUGGGCAGAAAUGAAAAAGAAAAAGUAGCAAGAAAAUCAAGUAAUCUGACAGGAAAUACAAUCUCAAAAAGGAGACAGGUGGAUUUGGAUGAUGAAAAUAUUCUCUGUGAUAAUGGAAAUGAACCACUUCAAUACAAAAUUGUUAAGAUACCUAAGACAUCAAAAGAUUUGCAGAAUAAAUUGGAUGGCAAACUACUCAGAGUUGCAAAAACCAAUAGAUGUACCACCAAGGACAAAUUGAUUACUGGCCAGACAAAGUUGACUCAGUUUUUUAGACUAUGA
Molecule: messenger RNA, 1743 nt
Organism: Budorcas taxicolor (takin)
Lineage: Eukaryota; Metazoa; Chordata; Mammalia; Artiodactyla; Bovidae
Gene: PARPBP
Product: PARP1 binding protein
Exons: 10
Coding region: 1-1743 (580 amino acids)
Biological process (GO): negative regulation of double-strand break repair via homologous recombination
Cellular component (GO): chromatin
Source: RefSeq, a predicted model, not a curated record